Messenger RNA from Entamoeba histolytica HM-1:IMSS, 1320 nucleotides. RefSeq names its product protein kinase, putative. The transcript has a single exon. Gene Ontology annotation, molecular function: protein binding; ATP binding; protein serine/threonine kinase activity. NCBI's taxonomy places the organism in Eukaryota, Evosea, Mastigamoebida, Endamoebidae. Bases 1 to 1320 code for a protein of 439 amino acids. The record is from RefSeq and is a predicted model, not a curated record. Gene Ontology annotation, biological process: protein phosphorylation.
AUGUCACGAGAUAUGAUGGUAGAUCCAUUACUUUCUGAAAAAGAACCACAAUACCAAACUCAAGUGAGUGGAUAUAUCAUUACUGUUCCUAAUGAAACUACACAAAUUCGAAAAUUCCUUGCAUCAAAUCAACGAAUAAAUCAAUUCUUAUUUCAGCAUAGUACAUUUAGGGUUGAAUUAGCCCCAUUUGCAAAAGGAGGAGAACGUCUUGCUUUUCGUGCAAUAAAUGGACGUGGAGACAGAAUUGUUCUUAAACGAUUUUUCCAACAAAGACCGCUUACAAUGUUAUUAGAAACAAUUGAACGACAAUUAAUUUGUAUUUAUUUAGCAAAUAUAUUCAAUAAAUUAAACGUGUCACCAAAUAAACUUCAUUUCCUUCCAAAUUAUUUAUUUAUUCCAAGUCCAACAAAAGAUUUAGAUGGUAAAAUUUUAACUCUUGAACAAACUGAACAAGCCGUUGCUGCUACAUGUAGAACACCUAAUUUUGUAGAACCUUAUCUUAGUGGGUAUUUUAUCAAAUAUAUUGACAACAAUGGAUGGAUUAAUGAAUCUGAAUUUCAUUCGACAUUACACGCAUUUGCCCAUUGGACAUGGGUUCAUACAAAAGGGGCAUUAUUGAUAUGUGAUAUUCAAGGUGUUAACGCCAAUAAUAAAUUUUAUCUUACUGAUCCAGCAUUACAUCAUAUAGAUCAAAAUAAGUUUAUAUAUUCAGAAACAAAUCUUGGUGAAGUAGGAAUUUCUCAAUUUUUUAGAACUCAUCAAUGUAAUGCAAUUUGUCAAGGAUUACAUUUACCAAAACAUAAAGAACAAGUAUUGCCAGACACUACAAAAGGUACUACAAUUAACCCCAAUGUUGAUGCACGAAUAAAACAAUUUUAUCAACAUUCUCAUCAACAAAAUACUCCAAUUCCACCUUCAAAACCAUCAAAUUUAUUAUUAUUAAUUAAUAAAUUAUUAUUUGCUCCAACGAUUGGUAAAUGCGUUGCUUUAUUUCCAUUUACUGCAAGUUCUGAAAGAGAAAUGUCUCUUAGAGUUGAUGAUGUAAUAGAAAUAUUAUAUAAAUCGGAUGGUUGGUGGAUUGGUAAAAAAGGAGGUGUUCCAGGAAUUUUUCCAUCUAAUUUUGUUCAAGAAUUAUUAGAAAAAUUUUUGUUUGUAGCAAUUGAAGAUUUUUCUGGAACAAAAGGAAUGUUAUCUCUAAUAAAAGGAGAUCGUAUUUAUCUUCUUGCAAAAUCUGGUAAUUUGUAUAAAGCAGUAAAAGGACCUCAUGUUGGAUUUAUUCCAAAAACAAUCUGUGCAAAAGUACAAACUGUUACAAUGUAA